AUGUCUAAAGCUGAAGAUGAAAACAAUAAUGUUAAUUGUGAUUAUAAUAGUUGGUAUUUGCGAUUAUCUGAAGUGAAAAGACAGAAUUACAUCAACUUAUUCAAAUCUAUUAAGAAAUCAGAUUGGAUGACAUCCUACUUAUUUGAAGAUGAUAAAUAUGAAUUCAUUUAUGGAGAAGCAGCAGAUUCCCCUUAUUCACAAUUAAUCAUGAGAACUGAAGAAAAUAGAAGAAAAUUGAUUAAGUUUCUACGUCAUUUCAAAAAUUGUUUAAGAAAAAGAUACAAAUAA
Molecule: messenger RNA, 288 nt
Organism: Funneliformis mosseae
Lineage: Eukaryota; Fungi; Glomeromycota; Glomeromycetes; Glomerales; Glomeraceae
Source: the annotation of a GenBank genome assembly